CUACAUAUAUAUACAUCAAGUACAAUCAACCCAAGCAUAUAUUCAUCACAAAUGAAUAAAGUGUUAAAACCCUAGAAUUCUAUUCAAACCCUCCUCCAAUUUUCACCUCCGAUUUUCAUUCUCAGUUCUCUCUCUCUCUCUCCCCGAAGUGGUAGGUUUCGAGUAGGUAACAUUUUCAACAAAACCCAUCAGAGCAAAACCCAUUUUCACUUUCACUUUCACUUCUCUCUCUGUCUCUCAGUGUUGUUCGAUUUCGCCACUGUUCUUUGAUAUUGGUUAGUGUUGUUUGAUUUUCUUUGCAAUGGAUUCACAACAACAUCAACAACAACAACAACAACCACCGGCGGGAAUGAUGGUCGGACCACCCAAUUCAUUCAAUUCCAACUUACCCAACACCACCUCCACCACCACUUCGCCGCCGCCAAUUAUGCAAAACCCUAGAUUUCCCUUCAAUUCCGUCGUUUCGCCCUCUUCCAAGCCCAUGGAUUCUCUCAACUCUCAGCACUACGGUGAUGGAUCAUUGAGGCCUUCUGGGUUUAACAUUGAGCCCGCCAGGAAGAAGAGAGGGAGGCCCAGAAAGUACUCUCCUGAUGGUAACAUUGCUCUAGGUUUAGCCCCAACCCCUACUACUCACGCCCCUGUUACCCCUAUUUCGUCUUCUGUUGUGGGUCCGGGAGAUACUAGUGUUGGGACUCAGUCUCCCGAUCCUCCGGCCAAGCGGAGUCGAGGGAGGCCGCCUGGGUCCGGGAAGAAACAAUUGGAUGCUCUAGGAUCAUUUGGGGUUGGUUUUACGCCACACGUUAUAUUGGUCAAGGCGGGAGAGGACAUAGCAUCAAAGAUCCUGGCCUUUUCACAGCAAGGGCCGCGGACUGUUUGUAUUCUCUCUGCAAAUGGUGCCAUCUGCAAUGUCACCCUUCGCCAGCCGGCAAUGUCUGGUGGCACUGUGACAUAUGAGGGCCGAUUUGAAAUUAUCUCUUUAUCAGGUUCUUUUUUGCUGUCAGAAAGUAAUGGUAGCCGCAGCAGGACAGGUGGUCUUAGUGUCUCCUUGGCAGGGUCAGAUGGGAGAGUUUUAGGUGGUGGAGUUGCGGGGAUGCUAAUGGCAGCAACACCAGUACAGGUUAUUGUCGGUAGCUUCAUUGCAGAUGGGAAGAAACCAAAAGUUGGGCCAUCUUCAGCACCACCAGCCAAUAUGUUGAAUUUUGGUGCACCAGUUGCAGCGGCAAGUCCUCCAUCACAAGGGGCCUCAAGUGAGUCAUCCGAUGACAAUGGCGACAACCCUUUUAACAGGUUCUCGGGAUCUUACAAUAACACUAACCCACCCGUUCAUAACAUGUCCCUUGUGUAUUCAUCGAACCUGAACUGGGGAAACUAGAUGUGAUGUGAAGACACUUCCCAAUCGAUGGUACAUUUGUUCGGAGUAUGACUUUGUCUACGCCCUGUAUUUGGAGGUUAGAGAGGUUGAUUCCAAAUGCUAACCCCAGCAAUUUACAUGAGCUCUUUUUCUUUUUCUUCUUGUAGACCCUAGCCUUUUUUUUUAUAAUUUAUUUUCUUUUUUUCUUGUUUAGUGUUUUUCAUGAUGAGUUGGUUCGCGUUUUUAGUUGUUCGUCUUUCAUGACAGUCAGACUGAAAACAUUGGCUAAUUUGUUGAAAGCCGAGGGGAUGAUUUAUUUUCGACAAAUUUAGAAUCUUUCAGUUAUAUAUUGCUCGGAGUGCUUCGUCUCUUGUUACC
This is a messenger RNA of Camellia sinensis, 1729 nucleotides long. Its product is annotated as AT hook motif DNA-binding family protein. The record is from RefSeq and is a predicted model, not a curated record. Gene Ontology annotation, molecular function: minor groove of adenine-thymine-rich DNA binding. NCBI's taxonomy places the organism in Eukaryota, Viridiplantae, Streptophyta, Magnoliopsida, Ericales, Theaceae.